AUGCAUUCUACAGAGGCGCCUACCAUUAUACACAACGAAAAUACUCAGCUUGAACCAGGAUGGAAGACGGCGAAGCAAGUAGAUGGCGACACUGCCAUGGCUUUGUUUAACGAUCCAGACGAGCUUCAUGAAGAGGUAGAUCCAGCGGAGGCGAGAAGAGUGUUGUGGAAGAUCGAUAUGAUGAUUCUUCCGUACCUUGCCGUCUGCUAUGCAUUUUUCUACAUUGAUAAGACGACUCUGAGCUAUGCAGCUAUCUUCGGCAUCGUGGAUGACCUCAAGCUCCAUGGAACGCAGUAUAGCUGGCUCAGCAGUAUAUUCUACUUUGGUUUCCUGGCCUGGGCUUUCCCUACAAACUUUCUCCUGCAGCGUCUGCCAAUCGGGAAGUACCUGGGUGCCAAUAUCUUCAUGUGGGGAGUCUUCCUCAUGAUCCAGGCAGCAUGCCACAACUUCACCACCCUAGCUGUUCUUCGAGCGUUAGGAGGCGCGGCAGAAGCCUGUGCCGACCCUGCCUUUAUGUUGAUUACCAGCAUGUUUUACACAAGAAAAGAGCAGCCUGUCCGAAUUGGCCUGUGGUAUACCGCGAAUGGCUUUGGUAUUGCACUUGGUGGGCUGUUGGGUUAUGGGAUUGGGCAUCUUAAAGGUGCGCUUCCAUCUUGGAAGUACGAAUUCCUCGUCAUCGGCGCCCUUUGCUCCACCUGGGGCAUAGUCAUGUUCAUCUUCCUUCCUGAUUCGCCCGUCUCUGCACCAGGUCUUACCCCCAGGGAACGACGAGUUGCCGUUGAACGGUUAAGAGAGAACCAGACAGGUGUUGAGAACAAGCAUCUCAAGCCAUACCAAGUUCUAGAGGCGUUCAAGGACUACAAGCUUUACAUUUUCUUUAUGCUAGGCUGUGUUUGCAACAUCCCCAACGGCGGUAUCUCAAACUUCGGCACGUUGAUCAUCAAGGGCUUCGGCUUUUCAACCCUGGUCACCACCCUGAUGCAGAUCCCCUACGGCGUCCUCAUCGCACUCUCCAUCCUUCUCUGCGUCUAUCUCAAUGACCGCUUCGAGAACCGCCGCUGCAUCUUCAUCCUGUUAUUCCUGCUCCCCAAUAUUGCCGGCGCCUUUGGCCUGCGCUUUGUCCCGCUAGACCAAAAAGUUGGCCGGCUGAUCUGCUACUACCUCACGGGUCCGUACAACGCAGCCUUUGUCUUGAUUCUGAGCAUGCAGAUCGCGAAUACUGCAGGACAUACGAAGAAGGUCGUCACAAACGCAGUCCUCUUUCUGGGCUACUGUACUGGGAACAUUGCGGGUCCCUUUUUCUACAAGACGAAUCAGAAACCAACCUACUCCCUCGGCAUCUGGUCCAUGAUCGUCUCGCAUCUGAUCGAGGUCGUUCUCAUCUCCGCUCUUGGCCUUCUUCUCCGGUGGGAGAACAAGAAGAGGGAUCGGAUCCAGUCGCAGAUGCAGGGUGGACUCGAGGGGCGAGAUCUGGAUUCCACUGCGUUUUUGGAUUUGACGGAUCGGGAGAAUCUCAAGUAUGUCUUUCAUUCUUGA
Aspergillus lentulus is the source of this 1536-nucleotide messenger RNA. RefSeq names its product putative MFS allantoate transporter. Gene Ontology annotation, molecular function: transmembrane transporter activity. The record is from RefSeq and is a predicted model, not a curated record. Lineage: Eukaryota; Fungi; Ascomycota; Eurotiomycetes; Eurotiales; Aspergillaceae. Gene Ontology annotation, biological process: transmembrane transport. Gene Ontology annotation, cellular component: membrane.